GUACGCCGAGCUCUCGUCGCGCCUGGCUGCGCGCGUGGAGCUUGCCUGCAGGGGUUAGGCACUGUGAACUGGGGCUCCCUGGCGGAGGUGCUGUCGCAGGUCAGCGGCCAGUGGAUCACCGGCAUGCACCUCGCCUGCAAGAAACACUGCCGGAACAUGUCCCACGCCUGGUCCCCGCCCGCCCCGCGCCGAACGUUUCCGACGCAGGCGACGCCGACGGCCCAUUUCUUGCCCGCGUUCCCAGCUGGCGCCAUGGAUUUCUUAGUCACCUCGUGGCCGCGGGGCGACCGGCUGGCCGCCUCGGGCGCCGCGCCUGGCGCCGCCGCCGAGCUCUACGAGGAACGCGAGCGCCACUUCCUCGGCGCGGCGCGUGGCCGCGUCGCGGCCAGCGUUGCCUUCGUUCUCAUAGUGAUGGAGGUCGCGGGCCUGUUCGCCCUCGACCCGGGGCAGACCCCUGUGCUUCGCCGCUCAGUGGCUUGCUCGUGGGCCGCAGUCCACGGCCCGCUGGGCUCCGGGGAGGCCAGACUGCUCGCGGCGCUCGCUGUCCACCGCACUAGCUCCCCAACCUUCGGGCCUGGCUGGGCAACUGAGUUCGUGGUCGUGCUGGCGGUGAGCGCCUUCGCGUACGGCAUCGUCGUCGGCGGCUACUUCUUCAAGAGCUCGCUGACGGCCCCCGUGGAAGUUCCGCCGCUAGGAGCAAUGGCUGCUCGCGCUGCUGGACAGUUCCACUACGUUCGGUACAACGUCGGGGGGCCCGCCAUCUAUCACGAGAGACUCACGUUGCUGCCAGGGUACAUCCUCGCCCCUGACGAUGACGACUAUGCUGAGAGCGUCUUGGCAGGUGGCGACUUGAGAUCUGCGCAUGACUCGGCGGGUCAGGGCGACGCGAUCGUCGGAGUCGCCGCCAACAACCUCUACAAGUUCAGGCGGCUGCCGUCGGCAGCCGUCGUCUGGGCUGCUGUGCGCCGCGGCGUUGCCCAGGGCCAUGGGCCUCUGCCGCCGUCGCCCUUCAACCUCGAGCUCAGCGCCGACAACGUGCUGGGCGUGGCGGCGGGGGUGCUGGCCUUGCCCGACCCGCUCGGAGCGGCGCCCGCCGCCGCAGCGCCUGGCGCGCUGGCCUUGGCUGGCGCGGCCGCGCCCCCCGCGGGCGCCCCUGGGCCGCCUGCCGCGGCGGCCGCUGCGCUCGAGGGCGGGGUGGGCGUCGCGGGGCCUGAUCCCCGCGUGAUGGCCGCCGUCCUGGAUGCUCGCGGGUUGCGGAACAUGCCCUUCAGUGACGCUGUGAAGCGCCAGACCGAGACCCCCCGCGCCGACUGGCCCGUGAAGGGCCCGAGGACCACGAUGUGGGUGCUCCACUUCAUGCUCCGCAUGGCGGGCGGGGCGAUGGCGUGGCACAACCGCUGGAUGGCCAUGAUGCAGGCACUAGAGACGGACGACGCCGCCAAGCUGCACGAGACGCUGUGCCGCGUCAUCGAGACCUCGCUCUGCCACGACCAGCUGAUCAUCUGCGAGCUGGCCUCCUACGAGUUCUUGUCGCGGCAGCUGCAGUUGGUGGAGGAGCGCUUCUUCGAGGAGCGCGCGCGCAGGACCCACCCUGCGCCCGAGGCCAAGGGCCGGGCCAAGGACGGCGCCGCGGCCGCGGCCGCCGACGUCUCCUCUGAGAUCGGGCACUUCCUCGGCACUGGGGAGACGAUGGGCAACUUGUGCAUUUGCCCAGCCUUGAUGGAUUGGGUCGCCGACCAGAUGAAGAGUGAGGCAGCUGUUGCAACGGAGCGCCGCGAGGCUCGCGAGGGGGGGGGCCUCGCGACGUGCAACCGGUUCGUGAGCCUGACCAGCUUGGCCCCGAGCCCUUCGAGGCUCCACCUGGCUUGGAGUUGCCCGGGCGAGGUGACCAUCGCCAGCGUGACGUUUUUCCGUUUCCUCUUCUCCCAGUGGAUGGGCGUCACCAUCUUCCGCUUGGUCGUGGGGCUCGUCUGCGCGCCGCCAAAGGCGCGGGCUGGAGAGAGUGGUGCAACGAGGGAUUGUCUGCUCUCAACUGGCUCCACUGCGGCAAGGACGAGCCCCCCCAUGCCUGGCGAAGGGGUGCCACCGCCUGCGGCCCAGGCAGCCUCGGUGGACUACAUCGCGGGCUUGUACCGUGACUUCGAGCUGCCCGCCGCCUACUCGGAGAGAGGGCGCGAUUGCGAAGCAUCCCUCGUAGAGGUGCUCGCGCAGGCACCUGGCUACGCUGGUGACAGCGGUCGAGUGCGCCCCUACAGCGUGCCGCUUGUGGCCUGGCCCGAGUCGACGAAGGCAGUCUCCACCUGCGGCGUCGUCUCCGAGGCCGACUCCAUCGUGCUGCAGGAUUGGAGGCAGAGUAUGCUGAAUCCCGAGUCGGUGGCGGCGGAGCUGCGCGAAUCGCUGGGGGUUGUCCGCCCCUCUGUGGAUCCUGAGCUGCGCUUUAAGCCGAAGUCCUACGCUGAGUUUUUGAAGCAGCUGGAGGCCCACGACAUGAUCACCUGGCGGGUCUCCAGCGAGCAGUCAUCCUUCUCUACUGGUCUCUUCUUCGUGCAGAAAUCAAACGGCAAGCUGAGGUUGGUGUUCGACACCAGGCUGGCCAACUGCAGCUUCUCGUGCCCACCAGCCACUCGCCUGCCCACGCCCAGCGCGUGGGCCAGCCUUGAUUGCGAUGACAGUUUUCAGUUCGCGCAGGGCGACAUUCAGUGUGCAUUCUAUCAUUUACGAUUGCCAGCUGGCAUGGAGUCUCUGUUCUCUUUGCCACCGAUAAACAACAUAUUCCUCGGCCUCAAGUCGGUCAGCGGGGUUCGUCUUGGCAUCGACGACUGUGUCCAGCCUCUUGUCACGGUCGUUCCCAUGGGGUGGAGCUGGGCAUUCCACCUGUGCCAGAGUGCGCUGACGAGAGCCCUGUCGGAUGUCGGGUUCGGCAGUGACGAUAUGAUUUUGGAUGGGGGCUGUCCUCGUCCCCUGGUGGCUGAGAAGGACGCGGUGUGUGCAGGAUACGUUGACAACUUCUGUGUCGUAUCCAGGUGCGCGGAGACAGCCACGUCCCUUGCUCGUGCCGUUGCUGACCUUCUCACGGCCCGUGGGUUGCCUGUCUCGGAAUUCUCCCCUGCGGUCAGUAAGGGGGUCUUCACGGGCUUGGAGAUCGACGGAGCCUCUGGGAUCAUUCGUGUUCGUCCUGACCGCCUCGCUCGCACUCGUCAAGCCGUUCUCGGUCUUUUGAAGCGUGGGCGGGCCUCUGCUGGGGCCCUCAGCGUGCUCGUAGGCCACUGUACUUGGGGGAUGAUCCUGAGGCGCGACGUGCUGAGCAUCUUUAACGCGGUCUAUCGGUUCAUGGGGGCUGUGGGGCCUCAUCCUGGACCCCUGUGGCCCUCGGUCGUCGGGGAGUUGUCGGCUGCCGUGGCCCUCGUCCCGCUCUGGGGUGCCUCUACAAGGUCGGCCGAGUCGCCGAACGCUGGAGAUAUCGUCAUGGGGAUGCUGUGCUUGCCAGACCACGCGCCCUAUGGGUUCUUCGAGGUUCCUGAGUCCAUCUACGGGGCCGAGGGUUGGAAUACCAUACACUCUAGCCGUCAUACUCGACGAGGCUGCGAUAUCCUUCAGUACGAGGCGGAGGCCCUGGGGGAGGUGAUCAAGGCGGCGAGGGGCAAGCGGGAUCAUCCUGGUCCGCUGACGCUCCUGCGGGGCGGACUGUCGGUGCUGGAGGCCAAUGCGGUCUCGGAGUCGACGGGCAAGAACUACCACGCCUCCGCCCUCAGGUUUCUGAACUGGUGCCUCUGGACCGCCAGGGACUUCAAGAACAGCGUCGAGCUCGACACGAUCCUCGUGGUGUUCUUCGUCCACCUCCUCCUCGACGGGUGCGACAGUGCGACGGGCCGCGUCGCGAUGGCCUCGCCGAAGCGCCAUUUGCCGUCGAUGCUGAUGGGCAGCCGCCCGCUGCCACGGGCCUUUCGGGCCCUCCAGGGCUGGGCGAAGCUCGUGCCGCCGCAGAUGCGGCUCCCGCUGCCGAGGGUCGCGAUGUUCGCCAUCGUGGGCGUGCUGCUGUCUCAGGGGCCUCUGUCGCAGGCGGUCUUCGUGAGGAUCGCGUUCGACGCAUGCCUCCGCCCCAGCGAGGCCUACCGAUUGACGGCGGCCUCCCUGAUCGCGCCGAGGUACGCCAAGCGGGCAAGCAUGCAGCAGCGGCUGGCCCUGCUCGACCCCGCGCUGGUGGACUUCGGGCAGAAGGUCGAGAGCGAUCCGCUGGGCCUGAUGGACGUGAUGGCGAAGACGGGGAUCUUCUCGCUGCCGCUGCCGCCCCUGAGGCCGGUGUCGGCGUCAGCGCCGGUGCAGGCCACAGCGAUGCCUUACCUCAUCAUGCUCUGCACCUGUGUCCCCGACCGAAUUCGGCGAGUGUGUGAGGCCCGCGGGCUCGGCACCGUAGCGGUGAACGUGGCUCGACAUCGUCUCGACGGCCUCGCUGACCCUCAGGUCCUGAAGGCUCUGAUUGGCUGGGUGCGCGCCUCGGCUGUGCUUGGAACAGAGGCGAUCGAUUUUGCGGCGUGCGAUGUCUUCUUUGCAGUUGAGCUCAACCGGGGACACAGCGUCACCCGCUGCCUAUCAGGGUGGCGGGCCUCCGCUCACUCUUCUUCUUGGUCCUGCUGUGCACGCGCAAUCUAGUUCCGAACGUGUGUCGUCUCCUCGCCGGGCUGUUCUCUUUGCUCGCCGCUGCUGGUCUUCAC
This is a messenger RNA of Prorocentrum cordatum, 4712 nucleotides long. Lineage: Eukaryota; Dinophyceae; Prorocentrales; Prorocentraceae. The record is from the annotation of a GenBank genome assembly.